UCGGUUAAAUAACAAACACUGCCAUUGGUUGAAAGAAAAAGGCAACAAGUACCACCCAAAUCUAAACUAGUUCCCACAUCCUCUGGAAGCAAAGCAUUUCCCAAGAGAACAAGUAUGUGCAUGUGUCCCUGAAAAAUGGUUCCAAAAUUUGGUGGUGGAGUUGAUGAUGGAGGGACUGGCCGAGGAACUAGGCCUAUCUGAACAUCACCCACCUUUUCAAACUGAAACCAAGAUUUGGGAGUCACCCUUUUCAGCUUUCUAUGUUCAAGAUUGUGUUUCUUCGUUUUGGAGUUUAGAGUCAUGCUGUUUCUUGGUCUUGGAUCUUCUGUAAGUGUCAUAUCUCAUAAUAUGGGUUCAACCUUUCUCUGUAGUGCAAAUGGUUUGAAAUAACUUAUCUGGUAACGGAUGCUCUUUUGCCUUCUGACAAUGUCUAGUCUCUUUCAAAUCCGAUGUUGUUCUUUCGGACGAGUCAUCUGAUAGUAUCACCAUGUGGUAAUCAAGUAGCAGAAAGUAUGUGCUGAUGCAACAAAAUGAUUAUGUGUUGAUUGAUUCUUCUGUUGAAAAGCAUCCCUGUUAGACCAGACCUGUUGUUUUUAGCUUCACUAUUGGGAAAAUCUCCUUUGGCAGUAUAGCUUCCAAGUUCCAAACUUGACGAGGCCAAUUUACUAACAAUCUGGAUAUUUAUGUUUGAAGACUCAACUAUAUUGGGCAACUCUCCUUUGGCAAGUUACUUAGUUUCCUUUGGUUGGAUUCCUGGCAGUAAACAUAUAUUUCACUAGGAACUCCUCAGUUUCACCAGGGAAAAUCUACUUUGACAUCUUUUAAUUAUCUUGUUUUUGAAAGCCUUUUCAAAAGGUUCUUUCUGUGGAAAUAGCAGUUCAAACUGGGCAAAUCUCCUUUGGCAUUUAGAGUCUUUAAUAGACUCUUGUUACCCUAUCAGGUAAAUCUCCUUUGGCAUUUUGGAGUUUUUGAUCGACUCCUGUUAUCAUAUCAGGCGAGUCUCCUUUGCCAUCAACUUUCCAGUUUCAGUGGUCAAGAAACUGGUUUACUAUCUGCGACAAACAUUGGUAUCAUCAGACACAUUUUGUACACAAUUAUCCUUCGAAGUCAGUAUUGACAAAUCUGUCGUGGAUCACAAUAGCCCCUGGAUUUCAAUGUUUCUGUUUACUUGAGAAGGCAUCUAGUUGAUGGAUGCUCACAUUACUGAUUUGGAGUGGGAAACUUCCAGUGACAGCAGCAACAGCAGUGAGGAUCAAGAGGAUAUUGAUUUUCAAUAUGGUGGACAAGCCCGGAGCAUAUUAUCGAGUUUAGAGGAAAGCAUCGGAAAGAUUGAUGACUUUCUCUCAUUUGAGAGGACAUUUGUCCAUGGGGAUGUGGUCUGUUCCUCCUCCGACCCAUCAGGACAGAUGGGGAGGGUCACAAGUGUUGAUGUGUCAGUGGACUUGGAAAGUGUUCAAGGAAAGAAAUUAAAAAAUGUGAACUCCAAGAAACUUAUGAAGAUUCGGUCCAUUUCAGAAGGUGAUUAUGUAAUUAAGGGGCCAUGGAUUGGUCAGGUUCAAAGGGUAGUAGACAGAGUGGUUAUAUUGUUUGAUGAUGGAACUAAAUGUGAGGUCAUUACCUUGGAAAAAGAUCAGAUUUUACCAUUGACUCAUAAUCUUCUUGAAGAUUCACAGUAUCCGUACUAUCCAGGGCAGAGAGUCAAGGUUAAGAAGACCUCCACAGCUUCUAAACCAGCAAGGUGGCUGUGUGGCACCUGGAAAGACAAUCAUGGUGAAGGAACUGUUUGUGCUGUGGAAGCAGGUUUGGUGUACGUUAAUUGGUUUGCCUCUGUUCUUUUCGGUUCCAAUUUGAAUGUAAAUGUUCCUCUAUGCUGGCAAGACUCAAAAAACAUGACCUUGUUGUCCUGUUUUUCACAUACAAACUGGCAACUUGGUGAUUGGUGCAUGCUUCCACCUGUGGACCAAAAGGAACAGAUGAUUCAAGUUGCAUCUCCAUGUGAUCCUCAAAACGAGCAUAGUAAGGCUAGAGGAUGUAAGACGAGUAACAUUGGGGAAUUAUUUAUAAUUGAGAAGAUAAAGACCGAAGUUGAUGUCAUUUGGCAAAAUGGUGAACAUACUAUGGGAUUAGAUCCGCUUAACUUAAUCCCAGUGAAUGUCAUAAACAGUCAUGAAUUUUGGCCCCAGCAGUUUGUGCUGGAAAAAGGUGUUUCUGAUGAUCCUCUUAAACCUAGCAAUCAAAGAUGGGGUGUUGUUCUUUCCAUGGAUGCAAAAGAGCAUACUGUAAAGGUACAAUGGAGAACUUCUGCCACAUCCGGGACUGAUAAUUUGACUGGAGAUGCAAUGAUGGAAACUGUGAGUGCCUAUGAACUACUCGAGCAUCCAGAUUAUUCUUGUUGUUUUGGCGAUAUUGUGUUCAAGGCGGCUCAAAAGCAGCUUGGUGACCAAGCUGACAAAGAUAAUGUGAAGUCGGCAACUGAUGUAAUUGUAGAGGCUCCUCUGAUAAACCGGGACCAAAUCAGUUAUCAGAAUAAAUCUGUAGAUAGCAGUUACCUCUCCUGCAUUGGCAAUGUUACUGGUUUCAUAGAUGGUGAUGUGGAGGUCAAAUGGGCUACUGGUUUAACAACAAAGGCUGCACCUUAUGAAAUUUUCCGAAUUGAUAAGCAUGAAGAUUUAACUGCAACCCCUGUUCCUUAUGAAGCAAAUGUUGAGGAGUUCUCCCAAGAGAUGAUUGAUCAUAGAAGUCUUUCAUCAGAACAGAAGGGAAAGAGAUUGUUAGAUUGUAAUUGCGAUAGAGAAAAUUGUGAAAAGCAUUCAGGAGAGAGCAGUUCCUCAUCCCUUCCUCAAGCUGCCUUUGAACUGUUCUCCACCAUUAAGGCUAGCAUACUCAAAACACUUUCUGUAGCAUCGCUUUCCGGAAAAUUCUCCCCAAUCCCUAGGUUUGAAGAGGGAAAUGAAUCUAACUGUCUUGAUAAGAAAGAUUUGGACACUUGUGACCCUGACACUGACUCACAUUUGGUGAGCAAGCUGCAGUCUUCUGAAGGCAUAACUCCAUACUGUGAAGUUAUUGGGACGCAUGAGAGGAAUGACUUUCCAGUUUCUUUAGACAACAAAAGCUCAGAUCAGUUGAAGCAGUUUGAUGUAAUUGAUAAUUGCUCAGACCACCACUUUUUUGAUCAGGGGAAAGGGUUUUCGUUUUCUCAGGUAAAAAAGGAUUGGGUGAAGAAGGUACAACAAGAAUGGAUCAUCCUGGAAAAAAAUCUCCCUGAAAUUAUUUAUGUCCGUGUCUUUGAAGAAAGAAUGGAUCUCAUGCGAGCAGCCAUUGUGGGUGUGUCUGGAACACCUUAUCAUGAUGGAUUGUUUUUCUUUGAUAUACAUUUCCCUUCAGAGUUUCCCAGCCAACCCCCGAUGGUACAUUACAUUUCUGGUGGACUACGAUUGAAUCCUAAUUUGUAUGAGUCUGGUAAAGUCUGUUUGAGUCUCCUAAAUACGUGGACCGGUACAGCUGCCGAAGUUUGGAACCCUGGAACUUCAACCAUUCUUCAAGUCCUUCUUUCCCUGCAGGCCCUUGUCCUUAAUGAGAAGCCUUAUUUCAAUGAGGCUGGAUAUGAUCAACAAAUUGGUAGAGCUGAAGGGGAGAGAAACUCUGUUAGUUACAAUGAGAAUGCUUUCCUUGUCACCUGCAAAUCCAUUUUGUAUCUAUUAAGAAAGCCUCCCAAGCAUUUUGAGGCUUUGGUGGAGGAGCACUUUAGACAACGUUCCAGACAUAUACUUCUGGCUUGUAAGGCAUAUCUUGAAGGAGCUCCUAUUGGAUGUGCUUUUGGUGGUGAAAAUACUGAGAAUGAAAACCAAAAGGGAACUUCUACUGGAUUUAAGAUCAUGCUUGCUAAGCUUUUCCCGAAGCUUGUGGAGGCAUUUUCUGACAAGGGAAUUGAUUGCAGCCAGUUUGCUGAGAUGCAAAAGUAACUGCUCUACCUUGUGUCAAAGAUAUCUAAACCUUAUGUUUAAUAUUAAAUGUUCACUUAUCUGUAUAAUAUAAAAUGUAUGCUUGAUAAAAACAACAAUAUCCUCUUGUAAACCAGCCCCUUCCCAAAAUAAAACAAGUGUG
Vigna umbellata (rice bean) is the source of this 4104-nucleotide messenger RNA. The record is from RefSeq and is a predicted model, not a curated record. NCBI's taxonomy places the organism in Eukaryota, Viridiplantae, Streptophyta, Magnoliopsida, Fabales, Fabaceae.